ACUGGGUGUUCAUGUGUUUAUUAAAACCACAACAGAGGAGGGAGGGUAACACACUGGGCAACUUCUGCUUCUGCAAUGAUCAGAUACAGAAACAGAGGAAGGAGUGAGUUUGUGAAAUAGUGCCGAUUUUUCUACACCAUAUCAAGUUCAGAAUGAAUAUCCAGCCUCUUGUGAUUUUUUGUUUCUUAUCAGCUUUGUGCGAUGAAAACACCAGGUUUGUGGGUGCAAACGUCUUCAUCCAGACCGAAGGGGAAAGCAUCACCGUCAGCUGCUCCUUCGCUUUCUCCGGCAGGAUGAAGUAUCUGUGUAGAGACGAAUGCAACACCAUCCUCAUCCAGACAACAGACCACAGAGCAGAGCAUGGCAGAUACAGCAUCACAUAUGAAGAAGGCACCUUUCCAAUGUCGUACACACAUGUGUUUGUGACCAUCAGCCAACUGACCGAGUGGGACUCCGGAGAGUACAUGUGUGGUCUGAAAAGGCCGUACUUCCCUGAUUCACAACAGCACUUUGAGAUCAGAGUCCUAGAUGCUCUGGUCACUGAACACCAGCAAACUGAGCCAACAACAGCUUCACCUGCAGGCGACAAAGUCAAAGUUUCUCUCUCGGGCCACGUCAUUUCCCUGGUGGUUUAUGUCACUGCUGUUGUGUUUUCUGCUGUUUUGGUUUUCCUCGUGUACAAAUGGAAGACAAAGUGGAUCUCUGAUGGUUUGAACACUAGAGGACAGUCAGAGGACAGAAACAGUAGGGUUCCCAAAUGUGCAACAUCAAACUAUCCUGCACCAAAACAAGCCAGAAGCAACGGAGGUGAAAUCUACUGCAACCUCUAAAUUUUGAUUCUUUGCAAUUUUAUUUUGUAUUUUACACUAGUAUGACUGAAAUACAGUACUUGAGUUAUUAUUACUAGCGGCAUUGUACCCAUGGUGCCAUUGCACCAUAGCAUGAGAGGCUAAAACGCCCCCCUGUGGUGCAACAGUGGCAUUGUACCCAAACACCCUCCUGUGCUGCAACAUUGAUCAGACAACGUGCAUUAUAUAGUAGGAUAUUAAUUAAGAGUACAUCGUCAGCAUAUAUUCUAAUCUUCUAUUUGUUAUCCUUUGGAGUCAUACUUUGCAUUAGUAUAAAUAUCCUUUAGGCCUGGACAUAUUCUGCAAGAACAGAAAAAAAUUGCUGGGUUUUUUUGAGGUGACAAGAACAAGAACAAAGCCAGAACAUUUCAUUCAUCACGAGAAACUCAAGUGCAGAACUCCUGGGAAGUUCUUCACUUUUCCGCUUUAACCACGCCCACUUAAAAUUUUUGACCAAUCAUACAAUAGUGGUUGGACUUUACAUGAAAAAAAAAAGUUCUUCCAGGACGAUGUGUCGAGAACAAGCAUCAUUUUUUUGUACAGACUGCAGACUUAAAAAAAAUAAAUAAAUAAAAAUGACUGUACACUAUUUUGCAAACUUUGAUUAACCAGAGAAAAAUCUGCAAAUUGUUUUCAAUAACUGUUAAUCAUCGUUGCAGCAUUACUUACAACUCUCCCGUUCUCUUAAAACAAUUCAGGGGAAUCUCUCCUACUUUCUCUGUUCUUGUCGAGUAUGUAAUAACCUUUAAUUGUGCUUUAAAGACAUUAGGAUAAUGUUUUCAUUGUUUGUUUUACUAGUGUUUGUGUCAUUUACUGCUGUAACUGAAGAAUAACAUGACAAAAUGUCUUCAAACAAUGAGUGGCUGUGCAUUUACAUAUUUAAUCUUUUACUUAUUUAUCUAUUCUUAAUUAAUUCAUUGACUCAUUCAUUUUUUUUGUACCACUUAAUCCCUGGGGAGGGUCGUGGAGGUGCUGGAGCCUAUCCCAACUGCCAACAGGUGAAGGCAGGAUAUAUAUAUAUAUAUUUUUUUAAAAUUCCAUGAGUUUCUGAGGUACAUUAUAGAACAAAUAUAAGUAUUAGACAGGUUUCAAAGACUGUUAUUGAAUCAUAUGUAAGUGAAGAAUCAAUUAGUGUCAUUCCUAAAACUGUUGGUCAUGACUGUAAACCCUGGAUGUGUCCCCACAGGUCUGACAUACACAGACAAACAACCAUUCAUUCUCAUAUUCACAUCUUUGGGUGAAUUAGAUUAAUUAGCAUAUGAAGGUGCAUGUUUUUGGAUGGUGGUGGAAGUCAGAGUAUAUGCAGAGAACCCUUGGAAAACCUACCACUGCACAUUCUUACUAUAUAUUGUUAAUAAUAUAAAAUAAUUUAAAAUAGCUUGAAUGGUUGUAGAGUACACGUGCGUCUCCAUCAAAAAGUGCCAUAAUUUUGCCAACAAACAUAAAAAACAAGAUUUUAAGGUGAUGGUCACUUAGUCUUUAAAUAACUUAAGUUAAUACACUGAAAAAAAUCUAAAUCCUACCAAGUGUAUUUUUCUCAUUU
Messenger RNA from Sphaeramia orbicularis (orbiculate cardinalfish), 2391 nucleotides. RefSeq lists its product as uncharacterized. The coding region runs from base 153 to 830 and encodes 225 amino acids. The record is from RefSeq and is a predicted model, not a curated record. NCBI's taxonomy places the organism in Eukaryota, Metazoa, Chordata, Actinopteri, Kurtiformes, Apogonidae. The transcript is spliced from 6 exons. Gene Ontology annotation, molecular function: transmembrane signaling receptor activity. Gene Ontology annotation, cellular component: plasma membrane.